UCUCCUUAUAUACUCUCUUUCCUCUCUUCUCCUUUCUAUACUUCUUCCCAUUUCUCUUUCUUCCUACAAUUAUCACCAUUUCUAACUUCUACUUCAUCCACCAUGUCUCAACAAACCCCUGUUUCUCAUGUUGAACAAGUUGUACUUGUAACUGAUGUUCCACUGCCCGAUGACAAGAGUACAACCAAUGCAGCCCCCACCCUGGGGAAACACCUGCCGGUGACUGAGGAGGAGGAUCAUUUGAAGCCUACCCAUGUUGAUAACUCUUCUGUUGUGGAGACUGAGCCGCUGAAAUCUGGUGGUGAUGAUGGAGAGAAGGUGCUUGUUUCGGAUUCUUUCGAAGAAGAGAGCACGAGAGUUGCUGAUCUUGCCGAUUACGAGAAGAAAGCUCUUGCAGAAUUUAAGCAGCUUGUUCAAGAAGCACUUAACAAGCAUGAAUUUAGUAAUGUGACCUCAUUAUCAUCACCACCACCAGCCGCACCCAAGGAAGAAGAAAAGAAAGAGGCGAACGCUGUGAUCGAGGAGGACAAGAAGCCAGCCGCAGUGGGACUGGCCGAACCAUGUGUCGAACAACCAUCGAAAGAGGAGCCUGAAACCAUUGCCGAGGAAAAGAACGAACCAAAAAAGGAAGAGAGCGCCACUGUGAAGGAAGCUGAAGUGGUCGAAGGAAAAAUAGCUGCAGUAGUAGUUGCUGAAACACUUGAUGAUGAUGGUGCAAAGACUGUGGAAGCCAUCGAAGAGACCAUUGUAGCCGUGGCUUCAACGGCUCCACAGAAGCAGCUCGAGUCACCGGCCAAGGAUCAGGCAGAGUCGAAGGAAGCCGUGACUCCCCAAGAGGAGUCUAAAGACAGCAAGUCCGAGACUGCAAUGCCGCCUGAAGAAGUCUCCAUAUGGGGGAUUCCACUUUUAGCUGAUGAAAGAAGCGAUGUGAUUCUUCUAAAGUUUUUACGGGCGAGAGAUUUCAAGGUGAAAGAAGCCUUCACAAUGCUGAAGAACACGGUCCGCUGGAGGAAGGAGUUCGGCAUUGAUGAGUUGGUUGAAACAACAGACUUGGGUGAUGAUUUGGAGAAGGUUGUGUUUAUGCACGGUGUUGAUAAAGAAGGACACCCAGUUUGCUACAAUGUGUAUGGUGAGUUCCAGAACAAGGAACUUUAUCAGAAAACGUUUUCUGAUGAAGAAAAGAGGCAAAAUUUUAUGAGAUGGAGAAUUCAAUUCCUAGAAAGGAGUAUCAGAAAAUUAGAUUUCAGUCCUGGUGGGAUUUCCACCAUUGUUCAGGUAAAUGAUUUGAAGAACUCUCCCGGAUUCGGAAAGUGGGAGCUUAGACAAGCAACCAAACAGGCCCUUCAUUUGCUUCAGGACAAUUAUCCAGAGUUUGUUGCCAAACAGGUGUUCAUCAAUGUGCCAUGGUGGUACAUGGCAGUUCAUAGGAUGAUAAGUCCAUUUCUGACCCAGAGGACUAAAAGCAAGUUUGUCUUUGCUGGUCCUUCCAAAUCUGCAGAGACCCUUUUCAGAUACAUAGCCGCCGAGCAAGUUCCUGUCAAAUAUGGAGGGUUGAGCAAAGAUGGUGAAUUUGCCCCCACUGAUGCUGUUACUGAGAUCACUGUAAAACCAGCGGCAAAGCAGACGGUAGAAUUCCCAGUAACCGAGGCAUGCCAUUUAUCUUGGGAAGUGAGAGUGGUGGGAUGGGAAGUGAACUAUUCUGCAGAAUUUGUGCCAAGUGCUGAAGAAAGCUACACAGUCAUAAUCCAAAAGGCAAGAAGGAUCUCCUCAAAUGAAGAAAGUGUAUUGAGUGACAGUUUCAAGAUUAGUGAACCUGGAAAAAUAGUUCUCACCAUUGACAAUUCAACCUCAAAGAAGAAGAAAUUACUCUACCGUUUGAAGACCAAGCCUUCUUCCGGAUAUCCAACCUUCAAGAAUCAACUUUGUUCUGCAUAAUAUAUUAUAAUUAGCUUCUCUUAUCUUAUUCUAUGUUUAAUUAAUUAAUUAUUAUUAUAUUUAUUUGGGUUCUUUUAUAAUGUUAUUAAGAUUAUAUUUUGUAUACCAACUUUAAAUUUAUUGGGUUGUGAGAUGAUGAUUUUGAGCACCAUAAUAUAUAUAUUAUAUAUAUGUAAUGGGAUUUUAUUGUGACAUGUAAUGUAACAAUUUCAUUGUAGACGCCUUUAUUCUAUGGGAGUAUUCAUUUUAAAGAA
This is a messenger RNA of Mangifera indica (mango), 2189 nucleotides long. RefSeq names its product patellin-3-like. The record is from RefSeq and is a predicted model, not a curated record. Gene Ontology annotation, molecular function: lipid binding. Bases 103 to 1935 code for a protein of 610 amino acids. Lineage: Eukaryota; Viridiplantae; Streptophyta; Magnoliopsida; Sapindales; Anacardiaceae. The transcript is spliced from 4 exons.